GUUUUUGGAAGAUGCGGCGGACGGCGAGGUUGAGUUCCAGCGUAAGUCUCCGGCGACUAUCUACGGCGGUCCGGCGUCGUAUUCAAGACGAAGGCGACUGGUGUUACUCGUCCGAGUGGUGGGGAAGCGAUUCCGAUGGCCACGCCGUCUUCCGAUCAACAUCCGAUAAAGGAAACGGCGUCGUCUCCGUCAUCGCUCACCCCUCUUCCAAACCAGUUCAGUCUCUCUCUCUCUCUCUCUCUCUCCAGAGUCCGCCACACCUAUAUUAUGUAUAUAUACAUCCUCGGAUUGAAUCAGACACAUUCAAGCAUACAUUGUACUGCAUGGAUCUCAAUUCAGCUUAAAUGUCCAGAUAUGGCUAUGACAACUAUAAGUAGUAGAGUUCACUGGCCAGAAGCAGAGAAGUGGCUACAAAAAAGGUAUCAAGAGACAGAUCCAGGUCAUAAACACAAUGAACAUUUUAGGAUUCUUGGGUAUCAAUGGCGCACUCUUCGAUUCAAUGAUACUACUCGGCAAAGUACGGUUAAAAUAAUGGCUGCCUGUCGAGAAUUAGAUCCUGGUUCCAUAUGCUUUAUGCAGCAGGCAUAUUGUCUGGCAGUUCCAUAUGUCAAGAGUAUGGUAUCAACUGGGUUGGCUACCUUAGCAUCUGGAGGCUAUGAUCUCGAGAGUGCUGCAGUCGGGAAGGAGGUUAUGCAUGUUUUAUGCAUUGGUCAUGGUGGCGGUACCCUACCAUUAUUCUUGGCUAGUAAAAUUCAAGGUGCUAUUGUUCACAUUGUUGAAAUUGACCCCCUUGUUAUAUCAGCUUCAGUUAACGCAAUGGGAUUCCCAUCUUUCUCAGUUAUGACACCAUCUGGUGAUCGUGCCCUCUCCAAGCCUGAUUUGAUCAAUGAAGUAUUGUGGAAAGGCAUUCACGAGAGGCUCUUCCUGUAUGAAUCAGAUGCGGAGAAGUUCAUUGUUGAUAACGCAAAUCUUUACGACAUAGUCUUCAUAGAUGCCUAUGAUGGUGAAGACAUUUUCCCUCACAAGCUGUGGGACCCAAAUUCACCAUUCCUGAAGUCUCUAGAAAAACAACUGCACCCCGAGCACGGGACAGUUGUUGUGAACCUUCAUGCAGAUGCGGAUAUCCUCAACUUCGAUGGUUCUGUUUCAGCUCUUCUUCAGCCAGUUUUGCCAAUGGGCAAGUAUGUUUCAAGAGUUUGCCAAGCAUACAAGGAUGUACUCAUAGGAUCUGGGAGUUCUUGCAGAGGAAAUGGUUAUGGCUUUGCAUAUACUGUCUCUGUUCCUUGGGUCUGUAAUACGUCGCUUGUUGUGUCUAAAAGUUUUAGAGGCAGCACUGGGAGUUCAGGGGGGCAUUUGAUUCUGAGCGCGCUUGCUUCGAAGUCCAUGGAAGUGGAGAACAUUCUGGAUUUUCCAUUCUCGUGUUUGGAGUACAUAAAGAGAGGCUUUACCCUUGUUGAUGAUUGAUUUCCAGGAGAUCAUCUCAAAGCUCUCACCUCAACAUUUAACCUCUGGCUUUUGAGUUACCGAAUGCGCUUUAAGGGUGGGGGAGGAUAAGCACUGGUUUCAUCGCUAAGCAUGUCGUGAGGCCAGAGUCAAAGUUUAACAGAUCGAAGAACAAAUGGGCUCCACAGUAGCUGCACCAACUGAAGGUCAGAACAGCAGUUGAGCAGCAAUGGCGGUACAAAACCAACAUAUAGCAUGUGUAUUUAGCUGGAUACCGGCGUGGCAUUGCGGUAGGUAGUCAAACUUGUCGGUGUAAAGCUCAUCGGAUCAAACAACUGAAACGGGGAGGCCCGUAUGUAGACAGCUGUCUCGCUCUAGCAUGCACCAAUGAAGACAACAAUACUUGAUCAGUACUAGACGGUUGACAGCUAAGUCUCACUGCAGCGACUGCCAAACUUAGGCCAAUGCCAUUUUGUAGGUUCAUUUUUUUUUUUACCAACGAUGUUAUAUGCCGAAAAUAUUCUCUCAGUGGAAGAAGCCAAAUUCAUAUA
This is a messenger RNA of Diospyros lotus (date-plum), 1994 nucleotides long. RefSeq lists its product as uncharacterized. Lineage: Eukaryota; Viridiplantae; Streptophyta; Magnoliopsida; Ericales; Ebenaceae. The transcript has 5 exons. The record is from RefSeq and is a predicted model, not a curated record. The coding region runs from base 136 to 1464 and encodes 442 amino acids.